Messenger RNA from Oryza sativa Japonica Group (Japanese rice), 6154 nucleotides. The record is from RefSeq and is a predicted model, not a curated record. Lineage: Eukaryota; Viridiplantae; Streptophyta; Magnoliopsida; Poales; Poaceae.
CCACGUGGUGCGCGGACGCUCUGCGUGCCCGACUUGGCUUUCUCCUCCUCUCUCCUCCCGCAACCCGCGCACGAUUCGGUUCCCCCUCUCCUCGCGGCCGCCUCUUCCCCCCUCGAAUCCCGAUAAGCAGAGGCGGAAUUCUCCACCGCGGCAGCAACAUGCAACCCCCAGUUCGAUUCGGCUGCGAGGUGAGGUCGUCCGAUUCCCAAUUCGGUCGGAAUCACGCCCAAUUUUUUGUCUCUACUAGGGUUUGGUUUCGGUCUGAGGAUUUCUAGUUUGGUGGAGAAUCGAGGUCCGAUCCCCCAACCGGGUCGGAAUCACGCCCAAUUUUUGUCUCUAUAGGGUUUGGUUUCGGUCCGAGGAUUUCUAGUUUGGUGGAGAAUUACCUCUGGGAUUUUGCGGAUUCGACGUCGGUUGCUAGGGUUUGUGAGGGGAGCGAUUCAUGGCUGCGGGGAGCCACGGGGGGUACAGGGGCUACGAGGUGGCGAGGGAGCGGGAGCACGACGUGGGGGUCUCUAGGAGGAGCAAGGAGCACUACCACCACCGCCACCCGAGCCGCCACCGCGACUCGGAACGCCGCCGUGACGGCGGGCGCAGCGGUGGCCGGGAGCUGUCGAAUGGGUACAGCCACCGCCGGGAUUCGCCGCGUCCACCACCGAGGAGGCGUCCAUCGGAAGGGAGGACGGAGGACAGGGAGCCCGGCGAGGUCUCAGGUGGGAGUGGCUCAGAGAGGUCCGGUGAGCGCCCAAUGAAGACCGGGGAGCCGAGGGAGAAUGGUGUCACGCGAGUCAGCAAGGAGGAGGCGAAGAUGUCCCCGAGUAAGAAGAGGAAGCAAUCUCCAGUAAUUUGGGACAGGAAUGGUUCAAAGCGGCAGGCUCGAGACCCUGUGAGGGGCAUUAGAGAGGUAGAUGCUGUAGUUGCUGAGAUUAUUAUGCAUCAGUCGCAUUCCUUGCCUGUCAUGAGCUCACUGUCUAGCAUAGGCGAUGGACACUCGCCAAUGAUUUUGGAUGUGUCAGUUGAUAAGGUACAGGAGUAUGAGAAGAACAGGAUUGUGGAUGAGGAGGAAGAGGGAUACCCAACAAUGAGAAACAUUCUGACCUCAAGAUGGGCAGAUGCUGGCGACGAGGAGGAAAAUGUGUUUGUGCCCAAGAAAAAGAAGAGCGUGUCACCUGUCGACUCGAUUGAACGAGGGUCCACAAAAAAGGUUACAAGCCCUGAGUCUGGAGAGGUGCUGGUGUAUAACUCAGUGAGAAGCUCCUCAAGGUCAUCUGACUCGGGGGUAUUACAGGGUAGUGCAAACCGGGACCUUGAAGUGGAGAAGGGUGACAACAUAGAUGUUGAGGAGGCGGCUGAUGAUGAUUAUCCUGCUGGUCAUUUGCUGGAUUCUGAUUUUGAAGGUGAGGACUGUAGGUCUGAAACCCCUGAGUGUACACGGUCCCCACGUAGGUGCAUUAACAUGCUUCAAGGUUGUAGGAGCGUUGAUGAGUUUGAAAGACUCAACACAAUCAAUGAGGGUACAUAUGGAGUUGUAUUUAGGGUGAGGGAUAAGAGAACUGGUGAGAUUGUUGCGCUGAAGAAGGUCAAGAUGGAGAAGGAAAGGGAAGGUUUCCCACUGACUUCUCUUAGGGAAAUGAAUAUCUUGUUAUCCUUCCACCACCCUUCGAUUGUGGAAGUCAAGGAAGUAGUUGUUGGUAGUAAUGACAGAGAUAUUUUCAUGGUGAUGGAGUACAUGGAACAUGAUCUUAAGGGUGUUAUGGAGACAAUGAAACAACCGUAUAGUCAAAGUGAGGUCAAAUGCUUGAUGCUUCAGCUAUUAGAAGGUGUGAAGUAUCUUCAUGACAAUUGGGUACUUCAUAGGGAUCUCAAGACAUCUAAUCUUCUCUUGAACAACCGCGGUGAGUUGAAAAUAUGUGAUUUUGGACUCUCUCGUCAAUAUGGCAGCCCGUUAAAGCCUUACACCCAGUUGGUUGUGACUUUGUGGUACAGGGCUCCAGAAUUACUUUUAGGUGCAAAGGAUUAUUCUACUGCUAUUGAUAUGUGGUCAUUGGGUUGCAUUAUGGGAGAACUCUUAUCAAAAGGGCCACUGUUCAAUGGGAAAAGCGAGAUAGAUCAACUUGAUAAGAUAUUUAGAACACUUGGCACGCCUGAUGAGAAUAUAUGGCCUGGUUAUUCUAAGUUGCCUGGUGCCACCGUCAAAUUUGGCAAACAAACGCACAAUAGAUUAAGGGACAAGUUCCGAGCUGUAUCAUUCACUGGUGGGCCGAUGUUGUCAGAAGCUGGAUUUGAUCUGCUAAAUAGAUUACUGACAUAUGACCCUGAGAAGCGUAUAUCAGCAGAAGAUGCCUUGAAUCAUGAAUGGUUUCGCGAACUACCUCUGCCUAGAUCAAAGGAUUUCAUGCCAACAUUUCCUGCUCUAAAUGAGCAAGACAGGCGCUUCAAGAAACAUAUGAAGAGCCCUGAUCCUCUGGAAGAACAACGGAUGAAAGAACAAGGGAACAAUGGAGAUCGUGGCCUUUUUGGCUAAUCUUGAACCAUCACUAUAGGUCUGCUGUGGAUGCUAAUUUUCAGCGUGGAAUCAAUGGAAGUACAUGUCUUCCAAGGUGAGAUAUCCACUGGAAUGAAGUAUCUGUCUUCUUGGUGCCUGCGACAACUGAUGGCGUUCUUUAGCAGGCAUAUGAAGGGGGAUAACAUGUCUCCUUAUGGUCCAUGCUAGCUAUUAUAUCAUUGCAGGGUUACUGGGUUAGCUCUUUCUCAGACUUCUGGUCACAAUCUAAUUCACCUGCAUUAUAAGGUGUGCAGAUCUAACCCACCUGCAUGAUCUGGCCUAUUAACUUCUAUCUGGUGCACCAGUUUUGCUUCUGAAAUUUCUGACUGUAAAGUACCUUAGUUUGGUACUUUGUAAACAAUGAUCAACAGGACCUUUUUUUUUCUGUGCAAUGAGCACAUUUUCUUUUGAUCUUCGCAUUUUGUUUGCAAGAGAUGGAUGGAGCAAAAGAGGGAGGGUGCAUUAUGCUUUUUGACGAGGAAACUGGUACAUAGUAAUGCAAAAUGUAAGGUAAUAUGCUGAGGCUUAUUGUGUCCACUGAUGUGGUGUAUAAAAAUGAAAUGUAUCUUUAAUCUUUUUUACUGUACUUUGCAAGAUCACUUCAGUUGCUCCCUGAAGCUGCUUGAAAACUAGCUAAUUUAUGUAACUGGUCAUUAUAAAAAUGAUCCUCCACUUUCUGGAAGGAAACAAUACCUGUCAGAUUUUUCAAUAUCACUUGCGUGCUACAAUGAUGUAUUACUGACUCUAUCUACUUCUAAUCUUGUGUAAUAGAAGAACCAAUCAAUUUAAUAUCAUUUGCUUGCUACAAUGAUUUAUCAGACAAUAACUGACUCUUGUCUACUUCUAAUCUUGUACAGUAUAAUAGAAGAAAUCAAUAAUCUAAGGACGUACGAUUGUAUUAAUUUAUCUUUGGACCAUUUGUCUUGCAUCAUUUUUUUGUAACAAGUGACAGCCAGGAAGAGUUCUUUGUUUUUAUUUAUUUAUUUAUAUUUUCUUCUAAUGAUCUACCUUUUUAAUGAUAGGCCGCUAGACUUUUAUCAACCAAAUCAUUAUUCAUGAUAAUGGUGAAAGAUGUGAAAUGUUUUUAACUCUGAGGUGCUGGCUUUUCCCUCAUGAAAAGGCAAUACUCACUGAUCUUUGAUUCAUUUUGCUAUCCUGUUGCCGUAUGUUCAGUUCAAAUCAUUUGCUUGUGCUUUACAGAUGAUUAUAGUGAAAUCAGUGAUUCUUAUGAUGUCCAUUCUUGCACUUAUCAUAAUAAAUCUACAUGUCAUAUUGACUUAUCACUAAAGUUCUUGCCAGACCAGUUAAUGAUGUUCCUUUAUGCUAGUUUGAACUUGCUGGAGAGUUGAUUGGGUUCACUGUAAACAACUAAGUGUUCUGUGACACAUCUGCAGCUUAAGCUGUGGCUAUACCGAGACAGGAAGCUUGAUGGACGUAUCUAAUUGACUUAUUUGUGGAAGGCUUCGAGUCUUCAUCUGUGAUCUGUUACUGUUGUGAAUUCUAGUGGUCAGUCUGCUAUCUUAUUUCUCAAUAUAUUGGUGAUCAGUAUGCUUCUUGCUAGUAGCUUCUUUUGUAGCUGUACACCUGUUUUUUUUUUUCAAUGACAGAUAUAUUCUUGACAUGUUAUAUUUUCAGUCCUGCCCAUCCACAUAUGUGGGACAUGAUUUUAGUACGAGUUACCAGCCUAGAUGUGUGGAUGAAUCAGGAUUUUGGGCAAUCCAUAAUUUCUUGUAUCUCCUUGUGUCCAUGCCUGCAAGUACAGCUGUGUGUUAUCCUGCAGAACCUUUCGUUCUUUUGUUAUUCUUUUUCAAGUAGAAUCAUGUUGAAGAAUUGCUUGCAUUUGAUAAAAUAAUAUUGAGUCUGGAUUCUGCAACUGGAAACUCAUUGUAGACUGGUAGAAACAAGGAAAACUGUGCUUUUGUAAUUCAUUUCCACAAAUCAUUUACUCUUACUCCUACCUUUUUCCUUUAUGUUUUAGUAAGAUGCAGACUGACCAAGAACAACGUUGAGGCGCAGGACUUGUCAUGGUUGUCCAGUAUUUUCGAAGGUUGAUUCUAUCAAUUCCGCCUGCCUUUUAUAUAUAUUUACAAUUACCCACAUUCCUUGCCAGUUGACACCAUGAUCCUACUUUUUAUCUUCUGCUUUACAAUCUUUCAGUGCUGCUUUGCUAAUUUUCUACUGUGCUACUAUCAAAUUGCAUGCUUUACUGGCACUAUUUUCACUAAUUAUUUCUCUUGCGCACCUGUGAAAAGUUUGAUGCCCCUGUGGCUAAUAACUUUUUUAGUGUCAUGGGUUACUUGUUUUAAACUUAUAAGUAAAUAUUCUAUUGAGUGAAAGGCUUGAAAAUUUUGUCACCAAGAUGCGAACGACCAUUAAAUACUCAGCACAGUUAAGGCUUGGAAAAUAAGGUUACAUGUUUAGCAUGACAGUGCGUGAAGUAGAGAAAAAAGCGCUGUCAGCAAUUAUGCUUUCCUGAAGCAAAUCGAUGUUUCUGGUAUUCGAACUUUUAGGGCAUACAAAACAGUCUUUAUAGCAGGCUCUUGGGGGUACCACCUAAGCUCAGUUAAUAUCAACUCUCUGUAGACUCUUAGCGCCAGAUAAUAGGGAAUUUCCUCGCAUGAGGCUAGAUAAAGGAAAGAAGAAUAAUGAUAAAAAUAUUUUGGUGGAUUCAUGGUUAGAGCCUCUGUUGUCUCAAUUGUUAUAAGAGGAUAGUCUCUAAGAUGAUGUGUAUUACCAAGGAACCCAUACUAGGCUCAACUGUUGUACUUGCCAUACUACCUCCGUUGUAAAUAAGUGCAUUUCUGGUUUCCUAAGUCAAACUAUCCUAAUUUUAACCAAAUUCAUAGAAAAAACAAUACUCCAAUAAUUACUAUUCAAAUGAGCAUCAUUAGUUCCAUUGUGAAAUAUAUUCAUAGUUUUACUUAUUUGACAUGGUAGACAUUAUUACUCUUAUCUAUAAACUUAUGCAUUUGAUUUAGUAGAAAACUACAAACGCACUUAUUUUAGGAUGGAGGUAGUAGUAGUUUGUCUAAAUGAGAAACGUAUCCAUGACAGUCACACUCACACACUUUACUCCAUUUCCUUAAUACAAAGAACAAUCUUACCAACCAUGCUUGGUUCUACCAGUAUCAACACUCUAUUCUUCUUGUCGUGUCAUGGAUCUGCACUGCAUCUUUUCUAAUGUCUUUGCAUUUACUUGUUUUAACUGUCCCUUUGUUUGUGUCCCCUGCAAACCUCGUGCAAAGCGACAAUGGGCCAUACUCCGAGUUGCAGAGGCAACAAGUUCUCUACGUCUCCUAUCGUAUGUCUGACCAUUUUGUAGGAGCGGAGUUCAGGGACCUUUGUCAAGGCAGGCGGCCGGAUUUCUUGUUUCCGGUGCUGCAAUAUGCUCAGGCGCGUUCCUUUUUUCUUUUUUUUUUGGAGAACUUAGCCACUAGGUAAAGGUUGUAAAAUGCCGUAGCAUCUGUUCUCUGUAAAUACGACUGGGUGAAUACAGUGAAUUGGUAUGUUUCACUUUCGUCGAUUUGUUGGUUUGAACCGUGUCUGAAGUUCACAAAUCUGUACACUAUCAUGCUGCAUCAGUCGAAUCUCUGGGAAACGGAAUGGUCA